CAGAACUCUUGGGCUGAUCUGGGAGUGAUGGAUGAACUCGCGGUGGUGUCGAUACCACCAAAAAAGGACGCGCGAACUGAGCAGAGCGUCAAGAUAUGCCUGAAGCUGUUCCAGAUGGCAUUAGGAGGAGGCGAUGCAGGAAGUGGUACUUGCCACGACCUAGGUGGUAGAUGCAAGUCAUAAAAUGCAGGGAAUACGGAUUACGAUUAGCAUUAUCAGCUAAAAGUCAUCAUGUCCUCGUCUCACACCCACUAGAUGGACGAUGAUGGUACUCGUAGGUACAUAGAUCAUUGCCGACCACCAUCAACACUCAUACACAGGCACCACGCCGACCCAGAUCGGCGAAAGUCAGUUGAUCUUGUCUUCUGACGUUGGAGUAGUCGCUUCGAGUCUGUGGGGUGGUUUUGUUCAUCCCAAGACUAGAGAAACCACCGCAAAGUUCCUCCUCAGCUACCAACUCGCCUUGCCCGCCCUUGAGGUCGAUUUACGGAACACAGCUGGUUACUCGAUGUUGCAGAUGAUGCCGAUGUCCGAUCCGAAAGUAGCUGACUCGCUGAAGAACUUUCAGCAGAUAUCUGCGACUACUGCAACUGCAAGGCCACCAAUUGCUUCGAUGUUAGUCAAUCCAGUACGUGUCCCAACUGGUCUAGUUUUUUCCACUUACGACAUCAAUGGUCCUGUUUCGGGACAGCAAAAGUGGUCAUGGACUGUGGGUCAUGGACCACCUUUGACCAUGAACGCAAAAAGGCUAAGACCGCCUUUGGAAAACGCCAUUGAGGUGAUCACGCACAUGGUUGAAGAAGCAAAAGGAAAUGGAGGAGUGCCGAUGCCAGUAGCGACGCCAGGGAUGGGAGGAAUUAUGGCCAGGAGAGUAACUGUAAGUAUAUUCAUUUGAUUUGAUCCCCCUUCUCUAUCUCCUUAACGACCGUUCAUCUGGCACUUAUCUCACGCUUAUUAACCGUUUGAUUUCAUUCAUGUCUGCUUUGAUUUUUUUUUGAAAUUUGACUGCUCUAAUUCUAUGGCAGCGGCUGGAAAUUUUGUGACCAAGAUCCAGGACGCUUACAAACGUGCAUUGAUGGCAGCCGGUGCAGCUGCUGGAGCGACGAUGGGUGCGAGCGCACCUACGAACACCAUGACAUCCGGCGCAACCGCUGUUGGUGGUGCUGCAACAUCCGCCACGGCAGCUACAGCCGGUUUAGCAUCCUCUUCAUCAGCGGCAGUAGGAGCACCUGGAACUAAUCCAGCAGCGGCCUCAAAUGG
Messenger RNA from Amoebophrya sp. A25, 1260 nucleotides. Lineage: Eukaryota; Dinophyceae; Syndiniales; Amoebophryaceae. The record is from the annotation of a GenBank genome assembly.